AUGAGCAUUCCCGCCGCCACAGCCCUCAGAACACUCCGCUCAGCUGCCACCUCCAGAUCAGCUCGCACUUUCGUCUCGACAACCGCCGUCCUCCAAGAAUACAGCGUUCAAAAGGGGACCGUGUUCCCCGGAGAGACCCAAGAAGAAGCAUGGAAGCGCAACCUCGGAGAGGCUCGUGAAUGGCGUCGGCGCAAAGAGCAAACAAAAUCUACUAUCCCCCUCUUCAUCCCCCAAACCUCCACCCCUCCUCCUCAGGCCCGACCCUCCCUCACGCCACAUGAAGCUACCCUCUCCACUCUCCUCGCUUCUGGUGCCGCCCUCGGCCACGCGGCCAACAUCACAUCCCACGCGUAUAUGCCUUAUAUCUACGGCAAGCGUGCAGGUCUGUCGGUGAUUGAUCUGGACCAGACGCUGCCAAUCCUGAGGAGGACGGCGGCCCUCGUGCGAGAUGUUGUGAAGCAGGAUGGCAUCAUCCUGAUAGUAGGAACGAGAGCAGGACAUUCGAAGAUGAUCCACAAGGCAAAGGAGAGGCUCGAAGAUAAUGGUUACGCCGUCAACAGCUGGAUGCCUGGUGUCUUGACAAACUCGGAAACAUUCUUUGGAAUGCAGCCCCUCCUCAACAAGUCUUACAAACCCGACCUCGUCAUCUUCCUCAACCCCUCUGAAAACACUCCUGCCAUCCGAGAAUGCACAUCUCGUAAUAUCCCUACCGUUGGCAUCGUAGACACCGACACCGACCCCAGACUGGUCACCUACCCCAUCCCGGCUAAUAUGGAGAGUCUCCGAACCGCCGAGCUCAUCAUUUCUACUCUGAGCAUCGCUGGCCAAGAAGGGCGUCGGCUGAGGUUGAAGGAGGCUGAGAAGCGGGCCCGCAAGGCUGCUAGGACGAACAGGGGGCCUAGGGAGAGGCAAUCAUAA
Molecule: messenger RNA, 918 nt
Organism: Cryptococcus wingfieldii CBS 7118
Lineage: Eukaryota; Fungi; Basidiomycota; Tremellomycetes; Tremellales; Cryptococcaceae
Product: 30S small subunit ribosomal protein S2
Exons: 4
Coding region: 1-918 (305 amino acids)
Biological process (GO): translation
Cellular component (GO): mitochondrial small ribosomal subunit; ribosome
Molecular function (GO): structural constituent of ribosome
Source: RefSeq, a predicted model, not a curated record